UAGUAUUAAUUAAUUAAAAUAUAAUAUUAUCUAUAAUAACUGUACUAGUUCAGUUGUACAAUAUUCUUUCUAUACGAAUUCUAAAAUAAAGUAUAUGUUAGUUUACUCUUAUAACCAUAUUCAGUGCUCAAUUUUAAUAUAUUAUUUUAGAUGUUUAGAUUAUGUAACAAAUAUAUUUUUUAUACUUCUUGUUCCAAGUGCAAAAUCACAAGUAAUGUUUGCUUGAAUUUGGUUUUCCAUAAAAGUACACUGUCUGCGCAAAAUAAAAAACAAAAAUUGGAAAAAAACAUUUGUAAGUUUCACUAUGAUGCAUUGGAUAUAUUUACUAAUACUUUAAUUUUGAAAAAUAUUACAAAAUGGAAUACACAUAAAUUAUCACACACAAAUGAGUUGUUUAAAGUCAAAUCAGAUUCUAUUUUUAAAUUAUGUGAUGAUACCGAUCUUCUAAUAAAAUAUCUACAGCAGUGCGUUGAUGGUUAUUCUACAGUGACUGAGAGUACAUUAAAACAUUUUAUGUUAACUAUGGCAAAACAUGGCCAAAUUGAUGGCUUAAUAUUAAUUGAGAAACUCAAUAAAAAGUACAAUUAUAGUAUCAAGAAAUCUGCAUUGCAACUGAAUUUUGCAGAGGCAUAUUGGACAAAUGAUAAUUUAGACAGUAUGUUUAAUAUUUUUGAGGAAAUUUACCCAACAGAAUCUACAAAAAUUAACUAUGUAUUAGAGCCAAUUAUCAAUACUAUAGUCAAAUCACGUGGUAUUGCAUCAGUAAUUAUGGUUUCAAAAUUUGUCAACUCCAUAGUCAUCAAAUAUGACAAUUAUCAUCCAAUGUGCACUUUGUGGAAGUAUUUUUUUUUAAGUGACUUAUAUAAUGAUAACUUAGAAGCUGAAAAAUUAUUACGACAAAAUAAAGAUUUAAUGAAAUAUAUACAAUACCUUGUUCCAAUAAUUACCAAUUACUCAUUGAAAAAACAUAACGUUGACUGUGUUCGAAGACUUAUGGUAAUACUUCUGAAGUACAAUCAAAUUGAAAUUUAUCAAUGGGUUCUAAGAUCAUUAUUUGAAUAUUAUUAUACUUUGGGAAAUGUUGGUCAAUGCAAAGAAAUAAUGAAACACUCCAUUGCAUUGAAUAUACCAAUAACAAAAAAACACCAAUCACAAUUAAUCAACAUGGUACUCAAAAAUAAACAACCACAACAGAUCAACAAAGAAGUUACCGAAACAAUUUUUAAACUUAUGUUUUAAAUUGUAUUAAAGCAUAAUAAUUGUA
Molecule: messenger RNA, 1264 nt
Organism: Sipha flava (yellow sugarcane aphid)
Lineage: Eukaryota; Metazoa; Arthropoda; Insecta; Hemiptera; Aphididae
Exons: 2
Coding region: 151-1239 (362 amino acids)
Source: RefSeq, a predicted model, not a curated record